AUCAAGAUGAAAGUCACUGAAAAUCAGUAUGAUAAAUCUAUCACAGAAGAAUAUGAUUAUGACAAUAUAACCAAUGAAACCCCUGACAUCUGUAUCAAGAAAAAUGCCAUCCAGUUUGCGACAGCCAUCACUCCAAUCUUUUUCCUCAUCAUCGUUCUGUUCAGCUGUGUGGGAAACACUCUGGUCAUCUGGGUCCUUGUGAAGUAUGAAAAUCUGAAGUCCCUCACCAACACAUUUCUGUUAAAUCUGGCUCUCUCUGAUCUGAUUUUCACCUUUGGCCUGCCGUUCUGGGCCUACUACUACAUGUAUGGCUGGACUCUUGGAGAUCCUGCUUGCAAAGCAGUUAACUUUGUGUUCUACACGGGAUAUUACAGCAGCAUCAUCUUCCUGACGGUUUUGACCAUCCACCGCUACAUGGCCGUGGUUCAUCCCAUGUCGGUGGUCAUGUCUAGGAAGAGCGUGCACUGCUAUAUGACAGCAAUUCUCAUCUGGAUCAUCAGUCUUUGUGCUGCUAUCCCACAAGCCAGGUUCAACUCAGUUGUGCACAACGAUGCUGAUGUAUUCAUGGAUGAUCAAAACAACAGCACCACUGCAGUUCUGCUCUGUGAUUUUGCUGGUCAAAUUAAUUGGAAAUUGUCAAGUAUAUACAGGCAAAAUUCCUUUUUCAUUAUUGCUUUUGUGAUCUUUGCUUUUUGCUACACUGUGAUCUUGGGACGGCUGCUUCGACCAACAUUUCACACUAGUAGAAAAGAGGUGCAUCUCAUCUUCUUCAUUGUGGUGUUUUUCUUCUUGGGAUGGGGGCCGUACAACGUGGCCAUAUUUCUGGACUCUCUGAUUUCAUGGAAUAUCUCUCCUUUUACUGAUUGUGAGCUGAGUAAAUCUAUAGACUAUUUGAUGUAUGUCUCUCGGAUGGUGGCUUUCUCACACUGCUGCCUGAACCCUGUGUUUUAUGGUCUUCUAAGAAUUCUGUAGAAACAGCACAGAGCCUCAGAAUAGACAAAGCAGGCAUAUUUACUCCAACGGUGAAGAAAUGUCUAUGUUUUAGCUCCCUAUGCUUAAAGGGGGGGUGAAAUGCUUGUUUUCACUCAAUAUCCUGUUAAUCUUGAGUACCUAUAGAGUAGUACUGCAUCCUUCAUAACUCCAAAAAGUCUUUAGUUUUAUUAUAUUCAUAAGAGAAAGAUAGUCUGUACCGAUUUUUCCCGGAAAAACACGACCGGCUGGAGGCGUGACGUGUGGGCAGAGCUAAAGAAUCACGAGCGCCAGUAGGCUUUUGCGUUGAGAGCAUGUGGAAGCUGUGACAUUACCGUGAGGAAAAAAACAUUCAAAACAAACCAUGGCUAACAGUCAGAUUCAGCCGUUUAUUUAUGAUCCAGAAUCAGAUCCAGAGGCUGAAAUUUAACAAGAGCAGCAGCAGCAACGACGUCUCUAUGUGGUAUGUACUGAAACUGUAUAUAUUUGCUUAGCGGUUUUGGAAAAAGUUCCACUUUAUGUCGUCUUUUUUUUUUUUUAAGCUGUACAUGUGGAAAGUGCAGUUUGAUGACAACAUCGCAUGUUGUUUACUUGAUGUGCUUACGCGCCGAUAGCUAAGUUAACAACACAGAUAUAUUUGAUAUUUGAUCGUGACCCUU
Messenger RNA from Carassius gibelio (silver crucian carp), 1628 nucleotides. RefSeq names its product chemokine XC receptor 1-like. The record is from RefSeq and is a predicted model, not a curated record. Gene Ontology annotation, molecular function: chemokine receptor activity. Bases 7 to 972 code for a protein of 321 amino acids. Gene Ontology annotation, biological process: G protein-coupled receptor signaling pathway; chemotaxis; immune response. Lineage: Eukaryota; Metazoa; Chordata; Actinopteri; Cypriniformes; Cyprinidae. The transcript has a single exon. Gene Ontology annotation, cellular component: membrane.